GCCAAGAAGUACGCGAUGGAGCAGAGCAUCAAGAGCGUGCUGGUGAAACAAACCAUCGCCCACCAGCAGCAGCAGCUCACCAACCUCCAGAUGGCAGCAGUGACAAUGGGCUUUGGAGAUCCUCUCUCACCUUUACAAUCGGGCUUUGCCUUUGUGGAAUACGAGGUUCCUGAGGCUGCCCAGCUGGCCCUGGAGCAGAUGAACUCUGUCAUGCUGGGGGGAAGGAACAUCAAGGUGGGGAGGCCCAGCAACAUCGGGCAGGCUCAGCCCAUCAUUGACCAGCUGGCAGAGGAGGCCCGAGCCUUCAACCGCAUCUACGUGGCCUCGGUGCACCAGGACUUGUCCGAUGAUGACAUCAAGAGCGUGUUUGAGGCCUUUGGCAAGAUCAAAUCCUGCACCCUGGCCAGGGACCCCACCACAGGGAAGCACAAAGGCUACGGCUUCAUUGAGUAUGAGAAGGCCCAGUCCUCCCAGGAUGCCGUGUCCUCCAUGAACCUGUUUGACCUGGGGGGUCAGUACCUGCGCGUGGGCAAGGCUGUGACACCCCCAAUGCCACUGCUGACCCCUGCCACACCUGGGGGGCUGCCCCCUGCAGCUGCUGUCGCUGCUGCCGCUGCCACCGCCAAGAUCACAGCACAGGUGUGACCCCUGCCCGGCCGCCCAUCCCAGUGACCAUCCCGCAGGUGGGCGUUGUGAACCCCAUCCUGGCCAGCCCCCCAGCGCUGGGGCUGGUGGAGGUGAAGAAGGAGAAUAAGGAGGAGGAGGAGGUGUUCCAGGAGUCGGAGCGGCCGGAGAUGCUGAGCGAGCAGGAGCACAUGAGCAUCUCGGGCAGCAGCGCCCGCCACAUGGUCAUGCAGAAGCUGCUGCGCAAGCAGGAGUCCACGGUGAUGGUGCUGCGGAACAUGGUGGAUCCCAAGGACAUCGAUGACGACCUGGAGGGAGAGGUGACGGAGGAGUGCGGCAAGUUCGGGGCUGUCAACAGGGUGAUCAUCUACCAGGAGAAGCAGGGCGAGGAGGAGGACGCUGAGAUCAUCGUCAAGAUCUUUGUGGAGUUCUCCAUGGCCUCAGAGACUCACAAGGCCAUCCAGGCGCUCAAUGGGCGCUGGUUCGCGGGCAGGAAGGUGGUGGCCGAGGUCUAUGACCAGGAGAGGUUCGACAACAGCGACCUCUCAGCAUGAACUGCGCCCCGGGGCUGGGGCUGGGCCUGGAGAUGGGCCUGGACCUGAUCCUGGGGCUGGGGAUGGGCCUGGGCCUGGGAUUUGGAUUGGGCCUGGAUCUGAUCCUGGGGCUGGGAUGGGCCUGAGCCUGGGGAUGGGCCUGGGCCUGGGCCUGGAUCUGAUCUGGAGCUGGGACUGGGCCUGAGCCUGGAUCUGAACCUUGGCCUGGGGCUGGGCCUGACUCUGAUCCUGGGGAUGGGCCUAGACCUGAUCCUGGGCCUGGGCUGGGAUUGGGCCUGGAUCUGAUCCUGGACCCUGGGGAUGGUCCUGGGGCUGGGCCGGGAUCUGAUCCUGGGGCUAGGGAUGGGCCCAACUCUGAUCCUGGAUCCUUGAUGCAGGAAAUGGGCCCUACUCUGAUCCUAGGGCAGGGUUGGGCUUGGAUCUGGGGAUGGGCCCAGCUCUGAUCCCAGGGCUUGGCUGGGCUUGUCUCCUGGGAAUUGGUUUAUCUGUGAUCCCAGAGCCUGGUUGAGCUCAGAUCCAGGGAAAUGGUCCAGCUCUCAUCCCAGGGCUUGGCCAGGCUCUGAUCCAGAGAAUCAGCCCAGCUCUGUCCAAGGAAUUGGCCAAGCUCAGAUCCAGGGAAUUGGCCCAGCUCUGAUCCCAGGGCUUGGCCAAGCUCUGCUCUGGGGCUGGCCCUGCCCCCUCUGCCUCCCGGGGUUUUUGUAGCCGCGUGUAAAGAACAUUCCAGGACAUUCCAGGGCGGGCACGGGGAUCUGUUGUCUGGGGAGUUGAGAUAAAAACACAGAGAAAGCCGGUGUCA
Molecule: messenger RNA, 1974 nt
Organism: Zonotrichia albicollis (white-throated sparrow)
Lineage: Eukaryota; Metazoa; Chordata; Aves; Passeriformes; Passerellidae
Source: RefSeq, a predicted model, not a curated record